GACAGACAGAGAGAGAGAGAGAGAGAGAGAGAGAGAGAGAGAGAGACCGACCGACCGACCGACCAGCAGCACCGAGCAGCAGCACCGGUCCACCGGAGAGAUGUUCUACCUGAUCGGUCUCGGACUCGGAGACGCAGCUGAUAUCACAGUUAAAGGUCUGCAGGUGGUGAAGAGAUGCAGCAGAGUUUACCUGGAAGCCUACACCUCCAUCCUGACUGUAGGGAAGGAAGCCCUGGAGGAGUAUUAUGGGAAGGAGCUGAUCCUGGCGGACCGGGAUCUGGUGGAGCAGGGGUCUGAUGAGAUCCUGAAGGAUGCGGAUGUGACUGACGUGGCGUUCCUGGUGGUGGGGGAUCCGUUCGGAGCGACCACACACAGUGACCUGGUCCUCAGAGCAGUGCAUGCUGGGAUACCGUACAGAGUCAUCCAUAAUGCCUCCAUCAUGAACGCCAUUGGCUGCUGCGGCCUGCAGCUGUAUAACUUCGGGGAGACGGUGUCUCUGGUGUUUUGGACGGACACGUGGAAACCAGAGAGCUUCUACGACAAAAUCUGUAAAAACAGAACAGCUGGAAUGCACACGCUCUGUCUGCUGGACAUUAAAGUUAAAGAGCAGUCCAUCGAGAACAUGAUGAGAGGGAAUAAGAUCUUCGAGCCUCCUCGCUUCAUGACGGUCCAGCAGGCUGCUGAUCAGCUGAUCCAGAUCAUCGAGAGGAGGCGGGAGGAAGGGGAGGAGCUAGGUGUGACGGAGGACACAGUGUGUGUCGGCGUCGCUCGGCUCGGCGCCGACGACCAGCAGAUCCGGACCGGGACGCUUCGUCAGCUGGUGUCAUGUGACCUCGGCGCUCCGCUCCAUUCGCUGGUCGUCACCGGCAGACUCCACCCGCUGGAGGUGGACCUGCUGAAACUCAGCACGGAACCAAACGCACCUCUACAGCUGCAGGAGAUAGACAGCUCCACCUGGACCUCCUAACACACACACACACACCUCCUAACACACCUACACCUACACACACAC
This is a messenger RNA of Scomber japonicus (chub mackerel), 1012 nucleotides long. RefSeq names its product diphthamide biosynthesis 5 (gene dph5). The record is from RefSeq and is a predicted model, not a curated record. The transcript has 7 exons. Gene Ontology annotation, molecular function: diphthine synthase activity. Gene Ontology annotation, biological process: protein histidyl modification to diphthamide. NCBI's taxonomy places the organism in Eukaryota, Metazoa, Chordata, Actinopteri, Scombriformes, Scombridae. Bases 101 to 967 code for a protein of 288 amino acids.